Messenger RNA from Macrosteles quadrilineatus (aster leafhopper), 4668 nucleotides. RefSeq lists its product as uncharacterized. The coding region runs from base 1 to 2349 and encodes 782 amino acids. The transcript has a single exon. The record is from RefSeq and is a predicted model, not a curated record. NCBI's taxonomy places the organism in Eukaryota, Metazoa, Arthropoda, Insecta, Hemiptera, Cicadellidae.
AUGCCUAAAGCGAAAACCAAGUAUAAACAUUUGAAUGACAUAUCACGCCGUCACUUCAAUCGUUUGGUGAAACAAGAAAGUACCAAAAAUGGUGCCUCCACUUCCAAAGUAGGCCUAAUUGAAUGCAAUGCAGAUUCAUUAACUAAAUCAAAAACAACUAUGUCCCCAAAAUAUGAGUGUGAAAGUGAUGUGAGUAGUGAAUGUGUUUUUCAAAUGUUUAAUGAAAAUGUUGAGUGCAAAAGUGGUUUGAGUAGUGAGAACGGAAAUAUGAAAACAUAUAUUAAAUCUGAUUCAAAUAAUACAUCUACAGCUAGUGAAGUAUAUAGUUCUAGUGACAGUAACAGUGAGACUGGUAGUAAUUCCAACUUCAAUGAUAGGUUUCCAACUGGUGAAAUAUAUAGUUCUUUUGUUGAGAAUGAAUAUGAGAGUGGUAAUAAUUCUGACUUCAAUGAUAGGUUUGCAGCUGGUGAUGUAUGCAGUUCUGGUGGGAAUGGUAGUGAGAGGGGUAGUUUUUCAAACAUUAGCUGUAAUAAUAUCGAUCAUGACGACUCUCUAAAUAGGCCUAUUGAUGAUAUAGAUAGUAAAUUAACUAAUUGUAGCCCAGAAUAUAUGUCCAAAUUAGCAAACUGGGCAGUUACAUUUCAAGUAAAAAACAAUGCUCUCAAUGCUCUUCUGCAAAUCCAAAGAAGUGAACCAGGCUAUGAACAACUUCCCAAAGAUAGUCGUACACUAUUGAGUACUCCUCGUUCAACUACAAUUCGGAAAGUUAAUCCCGGGGAAUAUUACCACUAUGGGUUGGAAAAUUGCCUAAAUGAAUACCUUAUGUCUAUAAAAACAGCAAAGCCGACUAAUAUUGAAGUAUUUGUAGGUAUUGACGGUCUUCCCAUUUCUAACAGUGGAAGUAGUCAGGUUUGGCCCAUUCUUUGUUAUUUCAAAAACAAUUUAAAUACAGAUAGAUCCAAAGUGUUCACUAUUGGAAUUUACCAUGGCUACGAAAAACCUUACUGUUCUAAUGAUUUUCUCAAUGAUUUCCAACAUGAAAUGAUGCAUUUAACAUCUAAUGGCCUAAAAGAUAAUGACUCUAAUGUAAUUUUUGUAAAGCUAUCUGCAAUAAUAUGCGAUGCUCCUGCCAAGUCUUUUGUUUUAAAAACCAAAGGACACACUGGUUUUUAUUCUUGUUCAAAAUGUCUUCAAAAAGGUGUAACUGUAAGUAACCGAACUUGUUUCCCAGAGAUAAACUGUGAACUAAGAACCCAUGAUAGUUUUGUGAACCAAGACCAAGUAGAAUACCAUUCAGGUACUUCAAACUUAGUGGGUAUACCUAAUUUUGAUUUAAUUAAGUGUGUUCCUCUCGAUUACAUGCACCUUAUUUGUUUGGGAGUAGUAAAAAAACUUAUGCAUAUGUGGCUUUUUAAGGUCAAAGGGUCUCAUAGACUACCAAAUCAAAUUGUUCAAUCAGCAUCUGAAACAUUGUGUACUAUGACUGAAUACAUUCCUGUUGAAUUUGCUAGAAAGCCGCGAUCUCUUUUUGAAUCCAACCGUUGGAAAGCUACGGAAUUACGGCAAUUCCUUCUUUACACUGGACCAAUUGUUUUAAAAUCCACACUUUCUAAAGACUUGUACUUACAUUUUUUGGCCCUUAGUAUUGCGGUAUCAAUAAUGCUGAGUGAGAAAUAUCACUUAGAACUUUUAGACUAUGCCGAUUCACUUUUGAGGUGGUUUGUACAAAGUUUUUCCAAUAUUUAUGGAAGACAGUACGUUUCCCAUAAUGUACAUGCAUUAAUCCACUUAAAGGCUGAUGUAAUUCAAUUUGGAACAUUAAAUGGAUGUAGUGCUUUUCCAUUUGAAAGCUUUAUGUUUAGUUUGAAAAAGCUUUUAAUACGUAAGCCUUAUAAACCAUUGCAACAAUUUGCCCGUCGACAAGUAGAGUUGUGUAAAGCUAAACCAGAUCUUGAAAAAGAACAGUGUUAUCCAAUUUUAAAAGGGUUGCAUUUUGAAGGUCCUCUAGUUGAAAAUAUGUCUGGUUUUCAAUACAAACAAGUUCAUUUACAAGGUUAUGUCCUGACAAUUUUUACAGGAAAUAAUUGUUGCAAGUUUUCUGAUGGAAGUAUUGUCAAAAUCGAUAACAUAGUUGAACGGGAUGGUUCUAUAAUGAUCCUAGGAAAAGCCUUUUCUAAAGUGAGUGAAUUCUUCACUGAACCUUGCAAUUCAUCUUUGUUAGGAAUCUUUAAGGUAUCUGAUUUAAGCAGUCUGAAAUCUUGGAAUUUGGCAGAUGUAGUGCUCAAGUGUAUACUUUUGCCCUAUUCUGAUGGAUUUGUAGUGUACCCCCUUCUACACCAAAUUGAUUAAAACUUAACUUGUUUUAUUUAGAUGCAUCUGCCAAAUAAAGUGUGGGAGUAUAAAAAGUGUGUUAAGCCCAGUGAAUACCACAUUGUGGGGCAAGUUUUUCCUGCGGGUAAUUAGCUUUUGAAAUUGUGUCGAAUAUAGCAGGGAUCAGGUUAGGGUAGUUUUGCAGUAGGCCUAGUCUUAGUGUCUAGCAAAAAUGCAUUGAACUUUUAGUAGAUUGACACUGCCGCAGUUGAGUCUUGGAUAUGAUAAAAUCCAAUCUUUGUUUUUGUAUCUUAACAUUUACCACGUAGUCCUAGCCACAAUCUUUGGAUUGGGGAGUCAUCAGAUUUCUUCCCUUCUUGGAGGGGUCUCUAAGAAGUUGCUCAUUUGAGGUGUUGUUAUGUGUGCUGUUCUAUGUAACCUGUGGUUUUGUAAUAUGGCCUGUUUAUUAAGUAUUCUUUGAGUUUUUUUGUGAAGCUGUUGAUUGUGGUUGUUGAUUUUAUAUGUUCUGGUAAUAAAUUAUAAUAAUAUGUACCUGAAUUGAUGGUUGCAUUGCUGGUUUUUUGUAGUCGGUGUUGCUUUGUGUCAAUGCAGUGUUUGUUUCGGGUGUUAUAGGUGUGUAUGUCUGAGCGUGGGGUGAGGGAUGUUUUUUUUUUGGCUAGAAGUAUUGUGUAAAAUAUAUACUGGGAGAUUAUUGUUAGGAUUUUGAGUUUUAUGAAGAGGGGUUUGCAGUGUUCUACUAGGUAGGCCUAGUGGAGUCUCAGGAUUGCCCGGAUUGUACUUUUUUGUAUGGUUAAGAUCUUUUCGAUAUUGCUUGUGCUUGCUGAUCCCCAGGCGGUGAUACCAUAUUUUAUGUGGGAAUGAAAAAGCGAAUGAAUGGUAGGCCAUUAUAGCUACGUCCAUUUGUGAGUGUGCGGAUUCUUUUUAUCACAUAGGCCUACCUUGCAGUUGACAGUUUUUUGAUAGGUAUUUUAUGUGAUCUUCCCAGUUGAGGUGUUUUUCGACAACUAUGCCAAGGAAUUUUGUGGAGUUGGCCUUAGGAAUGUCCAGUCCUCUUCUAGUCUGUUGUUGUUGUUGGGUGUGAAUUUUAUGUGGGUCGUCUUGUUUUUAUUUAUACUCAGGUUUAUUGUGUUGCAGUAUGCGGUGGCCUUAUUAAGGGUUUCAUUAAUGAUAUCGGUGUUAUCUGUUGUUCGGUCAGUGGGAAGUAUGAUUGUCGUGUCAUCUGCGAAGAGUAUGUAUGUAUCUGAGUUGUUGUCCAAUUUCUUCCGGGAGGUUAUUUAUAUAUACUGUAAAAAAUAGUGGGCCUAAAAUUGAUCCUUGAGGCACGCCUCUGGUGGUUGUUCUUAAUGAAGAUUUUGUGUUGAUUAAGUUGUUAUUAAUCUGUUGUUCCAAUUCUACAUAUUGUUGUCUAUUGCUGAGAUAACUUUUUAUCAAAUCAAGAGCUUUGUCAUUGAUAUUGUAUUGUUGAAGUUUUAGUAGCAGUGUAUUCCAAUUGAUUGUGUCGAAUGCUUUUUGUAAGUCUAAAAAGAUGCCUGAUGCACACUCUUUUCCCUCCCAGAUGUUUGUUGGUUAUAUCCUCGCAGAGUUGUGAGAUGUUCUUCACUUAGAACAUCAUCACAUCCACUUAACCUGAAUAUAUCUGUUGAUAAAACUCAGCUAGUUGAUCUUUUUUAGAAAUAUCCUGUGUUGUGACGACUGCUUAAUUGAGAAAGCUUUGUUUACGUUUGUUAUGAUCUUGAAAAUGGCUGAAGAGAUGCACCAAAUUAUUGGGUUUUGAAUAUCAUGGCUUAAAUACCGUGUUUGGCCUUGAGACAAGUUAACAGCUUGAUUCAUUACAGGAUCGUAUUUUGAAAGAAACUUAACUAUACAGGGACAAAAAUUGCCAUCAUAAUUUCCACCAUGUUCCACUAUGGCGAACUUCUGAAUGCUAGUGAGUUUUUUACUGGGAACAGAUUGUUUGUUUAUACACUACUGUAUAUGUGACUAAACUUGCAAUAGGCCUACAGUUGUCAUUUUUAAAUAUGUGUGAGUGUUAUAUAUUAAUUUAAUUUUAAAACCAUUUGUGGAAUACUUAAAAACUAAUUCAAAUGUGUUUUCAACUAGGUACAAUGUUUUUAUCAUAUAAAUUUUGAAAAGGUUAUUCAAGAUCCAUCUCCAACAAUGUUAUAUUUUAUUGUAAAAAAAGUUUUGUUGUACUUACCAAUUUUUGUAAUUAAAAUGUUUUAUCUCACCUUGUAAUGGAGUUGUAAAAUUAAAAAUACAAAUUAUGAUAUGCAAGUAUCAUUUGUAGUAGCCUAUUAUUGUUAAACUUCUUAAACGUGUUUACUGAGAUAAAGACUG